AAGGAAAACUUAGCAAUGCUCACCACCACUAACCUAAACUAACGACGUCGUCUUGAGCUGGCAAGCGUUCUUCUUCAGCUCGCGUUCGUUCUGGUUCUGGUUCUGGUUCUGGUUCAGUUCAGGUCGCUAAAGCUCUUCUUCUCCCCAUAUUAGCUGAAGGCUGAAAGCUCAGGGGAUACCAUUUCCAAGGGAAGCCAACAAACCAGUCCCUUCCUAGAUCUCCAAUCAAAUCCUACAAUUAAAAAGUAUGGAUUCCGAUACACCUGAUUCCCAAACCGUAACCACCGAAACACCUGAUACCCAAACCGUAACCACCGAAACACCUGAUUCCCAAACCAUAACCACCGACACACCUGAUCCCCAAACCGUAACCACCGACACACCUGAUCCCCAAACCGUAACGACUGACCUGGAAACCCUAACCCUCUCCACCGAUCCAUUGACGGACCAGUUCGGCUCCCUCAACGACGUGGCCCAUGAGCUCGCCUCCCUCCAGGACCUUGCCACGCGCGGCUCAUGGCGCUCCAUCCUCGACAAGGUGGCCCGGGCUCGAGCCCAAUCUCUCCUCCACAAACCCCAUGACCACCUCGUUUAUUUCACCUACAAUGUGCUUGCUUUGACUAAACUACGCAGGUUCCCCGAAGCCGCUGCCGAGAUCGAUUCCUUAGAGGACCUCGACAGCUCUCGCUACCAGUACGAGUCGUAUCCAAAAGUGUACCCAAACCGGGUUGGGUCCAUGGUACCCUUCUCCCUCCGGUGGCUUUAUGCCUUAAUGCCCAUCAAGUUGGGCCAGCGACAAGAUGGUCUGGACCGGCUCUACUGCUUGUUAGAUUUUGUACGGAGCAAAAUAAAAGAAAAACAAAAUAAUGGGAGUGUCUCUGUGUGGAAGAGAAGGGAGGUGUUUGUAAUGAAUGGUAUAAUUGGGGUCCAUUUGAGCAACAAGGAGGUAUCUGUGUGCUUGAGCUUGAUCAAUGACUUGCUUAACCAUGAUUACACGGAUCCAGUUUUGGUGUCGAAACUAGGGUACAUUCAGAUGCAAAUGGGAGACUUAGAAGGAGCUAAGAGCUCCUUCAACGUGGUCCAAGGAUUGGUGGAGAAUGAGGGUGAUGCGAGCAACGAGUUUAAGAACAUAGUAAGUAGGAACAAGGCCUUGGUGUACAUGGUGGGGAAGGACUAUGUGUCCGCAGUGAGGGAGUAUGAGGAGUGCAUUGAGAGGGAGCAUAACGACAUCGUGGCCAUCAACAAUAAGGCACUUUGCUUGAUGUACUUGCGGGACCUGUCAGAUUCGAUCAAAGUGUUGGAGAAUGCCCUGGAAAGAGUGCCUACGGUGGCAUUGAAUGAGACCGUUGUGGUGAAUUUGUGUAGUAUGUACGAGUUGGCUUACGUUAAUCAUUCUGAUAUUAAGAGGACACUGAAUAGCUGGAUUGCCAGGGUUGCUCCUGAUGAUUUUGAUUCAUCAUCUACAAGGAUUUGAUUAUAUAGGGCACCAAAACUGUUAGGAGGAGAUCCUAUGGACAUGGUAAUGGAGCCUUGACAUUUAUGUGAAAUUACUGUUGCUCAUCUUUGGGCUAGGCAGAUGCUUGUUGCUUCGAACCAAAUCCAGAAUACCAUGCGAGCUCUGUAACAUUGUUCCCAAAAUUCAUCCUCCACCUGCAGAUUUCGUUAUACUAGUUGGACUGCAGAACUAAAUGUUUGAUUUGAUAAAUUGACUGAAGAAUUGUCAGUUUCUUUAUUCAUUUGAAAUGAUUCAAAUUUCUGCCCUAAUUUUUGUUGACUUCUGUAGACAUAAUUAACAGCAACUGAGGGGCCCAUUGUAUCUAUUCUGGUUUUGCCUAAUUCUAGAAUUGUAGCAU
Molecule: messenger RNA, 1853 nt
Organism: Prunus avium (sweet cherry)
Lineage: Eukaryota; Viridiplantae; Streptophyta; Magnoliopsida; Rosales; Rosaceae
Source: RefSeq, a predicted model, not a curated record